UCUUCUGGUCAAAACCUCUCUGAAUCACGAAAUAUUGGUAGGGUCGGUAAUCGAAUGAUGGGAGGAGGUACUGGUCUCCAGUCACAUCUUGCAGACCCGAUGUAUCAUCAGUAUGCAAGGUUCUCUGAAAAUGCUGAUUCGUUUGAUCUUCUUAAUGACCCUUCAAUGGACAGGAGCUAUAUGGGUAAUUCAUACAUGAAUAUGCUUGAACUUCAGAGGGCUUAUCUCGGAGCUCAGAAAUCACAGUAUGGUCUUCCUUACAAAUCAGGGAGUCCUAACAGCCAUAGCUAUUAUGGUAGUCCAACAUUUGGGUCUAAUAUGUCAUAUCCUGGCAGCCCAUUGGCUCAUCCUGGUAUGCCAAAUUCUCUUAUGUCACCUUAUAGCCCUAUGAGACGAGGUGAAGUUAAUAUGCGAUAUCCGUCUGCAACAAGAAACUAUUCCGGAGGGGUAAUGGGUUCUUGGCACAUGGAUGCUAGUUUGGAUGAAGGCUUUGGAUCUUCAAUGCUUGAAGAGUUCAAAAGUAACAAAACAAGAGGAUUCGAACUUUCUGAAAUAGCUGGCCAUGUUGUAGAGUUCAGUUCGGAUCAAUACGGGAGCCGGUUUAUUCAGCAGAAACUCGAGACAGCAACAACUGAUGAGAAAAACAUGGUUUAUGAGGAGAUCAUGCCACAAGCUCUAGCCCUGAUGACUGACGUUUUUGGAAACUAUGUGAUUCAGAAGUUCUUUGAGCAUGGACUCCCACCACAGAGGAGAGAAUUGGGCGAGAAACUCAUUGACAAUGUUUUGCCUCUUAGCUUACAGAUGUAUGGUUGUCGUGUCAUCCAGAAGGCAAUUGAGGUGGUUGAUCUAGACCAGAAAAUUAAAAUGGUGAAAGAACUUGAUGGACAUGUGAUGCGAUGUGUACGUGAUCAGAAUGGGAACCAUGUGGUUCAAAAGUGUAUCGAAUGUGUGCCUGAAGAAAACAUCGAGUUUAUUAUUUCGACUUUCUUUGGCCAUGUUGUGACCCUCUCCACUCACCCAUACGGUUGCCGUGUUAUUCAGAGAGUAUUGGAACACUGCCAUGACCCUGAUACGCAGAGUAAGGUUAUGGAAGAAAUCCUGUCUACUGUUAGUAUGUUGGCCCAAGAUCAGUACGGAAACUAUGUUGUUCAGCAUGUACUGGAGCAUGGAAAGCCUGAUGAGCGCACCGUGAUAAUCAAAGAGUUAGCUGGAAAGAUUGUUCAGAUGAGCCAGCAGAAGUUUGCAUCAAACGUUGUUGAGAAAUGUUUGACUUUUGGAGGGCCAGAGGAACGGGAAUUGCUCGUGAAUGAGAUGCUUGGCACAACUGAUGAAAAUGAGCCUCUUCAGGCGAUGAUGAAGGAUCAGUUUGCAAACUAUGUAGUGCAAAAAGUCCUUGAGACAUGCGAUGACCAACAGCGUGAACUGAUACUUACUCGUAUUAAGGUGCAUCUUAAUGCUUUGAAGAAGUACACUUAUGGAAAGCAUAUCGUUGCCCGUGUUGAAAAACUUGUUGCUGCUGGAGAGAGGAGAAUGGCUUUGCAGUCAUUAACCCAGCCUCUGGUGGCUUAAGGCCACAAGUCUUGUACAGCUUAACUAGGGUGGAUGGCUCUGCCAUAACGUUUUGAGAAUUAGGUAAGAUCUAAACCAAAAAUCUGCGGAGAAAUUAUAAAAGAGAGCUUUGUUUUGUUCUCCGCAAAAUCUGUACAUUGUGUAGGUUCUUACCGUUUUGACUAUACAUAGAACCAAACAUCCCCCUUAGGCUGAUGAGUGAGUGAAAAAGGCAGAGAAUGGUGUAAAGAAAAAUGGUGAGGAUUUUAGAGUUUUUCCUUUCACAUGUACAAAAAGAAUGGCUCUUGUGCCAAUGUGUAGAAUGCUUUUUAGAACAAUCCCAGUUUAUUUCACGAGAAACUUUUUUCUG
Arabidopsis lyrata subsp. lyrata is the source of this 1918-nucleotide messenger RNA. RefSeq names its product pumilio homolog 3. Gene Ontology annotation, cellular component: cytoplasm. Lineage: Eukaryota; Viridiplantae; Streptophyta; Magnoliopsida; Brassicales; Brassicaceae. The transcript has 8 exons. Gene Ontology annotation, biological process: post-transcriptional regulation of gene expression. The annotation marks the transcript as partial. The record is from RefSeq and is a predicted model, not a curated record. Gene Ontology annotation, molecular function: mRNA binding.